Fusarium keratoplasticum is the source of this 441-nucleotide messenger RNA. RefSeq lists its product as uncharacterized. The record is from RefSeq and is a predicted model, not a curated record. Gene Ontology annotation, molecular function: deaminase activity. The transcript is spliced from 3 exons. Gene Ontology annotation, cellular component: cytosol; mitochondrion. NCBI's taxonomy places the organism in Eukaryota, Fungi, Ascomycota, Sordariomycetes, Hypocreales, Nectriaceae. Bases 37 to 441 code for a protein of 134 amino acids.
UUGACCGUAAACCAAGCCUUCAAUAUCUAUUGCAACAUGUCUCGAACCCCUGUCUCCUCCAAGAAGGCCCCAGCCGCAGCGGCCAAUCUCAUGAACCAGGCCAUCAUCGCCAAUGGCUUCGUCUUCACCUCGGGCGCUCUCGCCAUGGAUCCCCAGACCGGGAAAAUCAUUGACGGCGACAUCGAAGCUCACACUCAUCAGAUUAUCCGCAACCUCGGCGCCAUCCUUGAGGAGGCUGGUUCCAGCCUCAACGAUGUUGUUGAAGUCAACAUCUUCCUGUCAGAUCUCAAGUACUAUGGCAAGAUGAACGAGGUGUACCAGAACUACUGGGGUGACAUUAAGCCCGCCCGGACGUGUGUCGCGGUCAAGACUCUGCCCCUCAACGCAAACAUUGAGAUCAAGUGUGUUGGAGUUGUUACCAAGCCCAAGUCAAAGCUAUAG